Molecule: messenger RNA, 988 nt
Organism: Mugil cephalus (flathead mullet)
Lineage: Eukaryota; Metazoa; Chordata; Actinopteri; Mugiliformes; Mugilidae
Gene: kctd14
Product: potassium channel tetramerization domain containing 14
Exons: 4
Coding region: 124-819 (231 amino acids)
Biological process (GO): protein homooligomerization
Molecular function (GO): protein binding
Source: RefSeq, a predicted model, not a curated record
AGACACUUGAAGUUUGGUGCUUUGCAGAUUCAACGACAGCUUUUCCCAUAAUUCUCUGCGGCCCGAGCGAGCAGGUGGAUGGAAGAGACAAAACAAAACAAAAAAAUUCUUUCACUGUCUUGAAUGAAGAGUCCAUUUUCUCUGCAGCACUCUCCUGUGGUGCAGCUAAAUGUCGGGGGCCACCUGUUCAGCACCACACUGAGCACGCUCAGGAAACACCCCGACUCCAAGCUGGCCGAGAUGUUCAGCGGACCACCCAAACUCCUCACGGACGCGCAGGGACGCUGCUUCAUCGACCGGGAUGGAUCGCACUUCGGACCCGUCCUGGACUUCCUGAGAUCGGAGCAGAUGCCCUCGGAGAACAUCCUGGAGGUUUAUAAGGAAGCGGUCCACUACGACAUCAAACCACUGGUCAAACGUCUGGAGGACGCUCCUCAGCUGUUUGGAGAGCUGGUGGGACGGCAGCCGUUCCUCUCCAGAGUCCCUCACUACAAAGAGAACAUCGAGGUGCUGAUCCGCAUCGCCAGAGCCGAGGCCAUCGCCGCCCGCCACUCCAACAUCCUGAUCUGUGUGCUGAGGACGGAGGAGGACCUCGGUUUCUACGACAACGCCAUCAGCACCCUGGAGGCGGACAAGGAGUCGGUGGUGACGUUCGGGCCGUGGAACGCCGUGCCCUCGGUGAAGGACCUGCUGGACUGCGUGAAGACGGACAUUGAGAGUCAGGGCUACAGGGUCAGCGUCCAGCCUCACCAUCCCGAGAAGAGCUUCCUGUCCAGGAGCUACAACUUCUUCUACAAGCUCACCUUCACCUGGUGGUGACGGGCUUCAGGACAACACUAGGAACUGUUACGUACUCCUUCUCAAAGCAACACGCAGCAUUUCAGACAUCCUUAACGUCGCCAUUAACAAAGAAGGGAUCAGGAAAGCAUCUGUAUAUAAUAAACGUCAAAGAUGAAGUUUUUAUUUCUCUACACUUCCUUAAAGCAAA